ACUUGAUGGAGAAGAAGGGACCAGAAGGCCGCUUUACUAUAAAAACUUUCAGGUGUAAUUUCUCAUAUUCAUAUUGUUCAUUCUCUUUAAGCAAAGUAUCAGUUGAUCAAAUCUCUACUUUUCUUUUCUCUCCCUUUCCCUUCGCUUUCUCUGUUUGGCUUCGUUGGUGUGCGAGGAAAUGGCGGACGUGCAGAUGGCUGAUGCAGAGACCUUUGCCUUCCAGGCCGAGAUCAACCAACUUUUGAGUUUGAUCAUCAACACUUUUUACAGUAACAAGGAGAUUUUCCUUCGUGAGCUUGUUAGCAAUGCAUCUGAUGCAUUGGACAAAAUUCGAUUUGAGAGCCUGACUGAUAAGAGCAAGCUCGAUGCUCAACCAGAGCUUUUCAUUAGGCUUGUACCAGACAAGGUUAACAAGACCCUCUCCAUUGUUGACAGUGGUAUCGGCAUGACCAAAGCAGAUUUGGUGAACAACUUGGGUACGAUCGCAAGGUCUGGAACCAAGGAGUUCAUGGAGGCAUUGCAGGCUGGAGCUGAUGUGAGCAUGAUUGGUCAAUUCGGUGUUGGGUUCUACUCUGCCUACCUUGUCGCUGAGAAAGUUAUAGUGACCUCAAAACACAAUGAUGACGAGCAGUACAUUUGGGAGUCCCAAGCUGGUGGCUCCUUCACUGUCACCAGGGAUGUGAAUGGAGAGCCACUUGGUAGGGGUACUAAGAUGACCCUUUACCUCAAGGAGGAUCAGCUGGAGUACUUGGAGGAGAGGACGAUCAAGGACCUUGUGAAGAAGCACUCUGAGUUCAUUAGCUAUCCAAUUUAUCUCUGGACUGAGAAGACAACUGAGAAAGAGAUUAGUGAUGACGAAGAUGAUGAACCCAAGAAAGAGGAGGAAGGAGACAUUGAGGAUGUUGACGAGGAGAAGGAGACUAAAUCAAAAAAGAAGAAGAUUAAGGAGGUGUCUCAUGAGUGGCAACUCAUUAACAAGCAGAAGCCAAUCUGGUUGCGUAAGCCAGAGGAGAUAACCAAGGAGGAGUAUGCCUCUUUCUACAAGAGCUUGACUAAUGAUUGGGAGGACCACCUGGCUGUCAAGCACUUUUCUGUUGAAGGUCAGCUUGAGUUCAAGGCUAUUUUGUUUGUUCCGAAGAGGGCUCCAUUUGAUCUCUUUGACACUAGGAAGAAGAUGAACAACAUCAAGCUCUAUGUUAGGAGGGUGUUCAUUAUGGACAACUGCGAGGAGCUUAUCCCCGAGUACCUGGGAUUCGUGAAAGGUGUUGUUGACUCUGAUGACUUGCCACUCAACAUUUCUCGUGAGACGCUACAACAGAACAAGAUUUUGAAAGUGAUUAGGAAGAACCUUGUCAAGAAGUGCAUUGAGAUGUUCAGUGAGAUUGCUGAGAACAAGGAGGACUACAACAAGUUCUAUGAAGCUUUUUCAAAGAACCUGAAGUUGGGUAUUCAUGAAGAUAGCCAAAACAGGGCUAAGCUGGCUGACCUUCUCCGAUACCACUCAACCAAGAGUGGUGAUGAAUUGACAAGCUUGAAGGACUACGUCACCAGAAUGAAGGAGGGCCAGAAAGACAUUUAUUACAUCAUUGGUGAGAGCAAGAAGGCAGUGGAGAACUCGCCAUUCUUGGAGAAACUCAAGAAGAAGGGAUAUGAAGUUCUUUUCAUGGUUGACGCCAUUGAUGAAUAUGCUGUUGGACAGAUGAAGGAAUAUGAUGGUAAGAAACUUGUAUCAGUCACAAAGGAAGGUUUGAAGCUUGAAGAUGAGAGCGAGGAAGAGAAAAAGAAAAAGGAGGAGACAAAGAAGUCUUUUGAGGAUCUCUGCAAGACUAUGAAGGAUAUCUUGGGAGACAAGGUGGAGAAGGUUGUUGUCUCUGACAGGAUUGUGGACUCUCCUUGUUGUCUGGUUACUGGAGAGUAUGGCUGGAGCGCUAACAUGGAAAGGAUCAUGAAAGCCCAGGCCCUGAGGGAGAGCAGCGUGAGCUCUUACAUGUCUAGCAAGAAGACUAUGGAGAUCAACCCUGACAAUGGAAUCAUGGAAGAGCUAAGGAAGAGAGCUGAGGCCGAUAAGAAUGAUAAGUCGGUGAAGGAUCUUGUGCUGUUGCUCUUUGAGACUGCUCUCUUGACCUCUGGGUUCAGCCUUGAUGAUCCAAACACAUUCGGGGCACGUAUCCACAGAAUGCUCAAGCUGGGUCUGAGCAUCGAUGAGGAUGAGACCGGUCGUGACGAUGCUGACAUGCCUGCACUGGAGGAGUGUGAUGCCGAAGCAAGCAAGAUGGAGGAAGUAGAUUAAUUUUUCUGUUUUCUUCAAAAUUUGGGUAAUGUUGUUGGUUGGGUGGUGGAUAUAGACGUCUUUUCCCGUUAUGAUAAAUCUUUAUAUCGAGGGGUCUGGUCUGGUCUGGUCCGGGGUAGCAUUAUCCUCGUAUUAUAUUUUUCUUUCAAGUAUAAAACACGUCUACCCGUUUCUUGUUUGGUUAUAUCGAAGGGUUCUUCACAUCUGUUUUCUAUUAAAA
Molecule: messenger RNA, 2510 nt
Organism: Theobroma umbraticum
Lineage: Eukaryota; Viridiplantae; Streptophyta; Magnoliopsida; Malvales; Malvaceae
Gene: HSP90.1
Product: heat shock-like protein
Biological process (GO): protein folding
Molecular function (GO): ATP-dependent protein folding chaperone; ATP binding; ATP hydrolysis activity
Source: RefSeq, a predicted model, not a curated record